Molecule: messenger RNA, 1039 nt
Organism: Hydractinia symbiolongicarpus
Lineage: Eukaryota; Metazoa; Cnidaria; Hydrozoa; Anthoathecata; Hydractiniidae
Product: nascent polypeptide-associated complex subunit alpha-like
Exons: 7
Coding region: 165-827 (220 amino acids)
Biological process (GO): protein targeting to membrane
Cellular component (GO): nascent polypeptide-associated complex; cytoplasm
Source: RefSeq, a predicted model, not a curated record
CAGGGUCAGCGCGUGCGCAUAUCAAAUUGUCGCAUCCUUCAGCUGCGUACUCUCUUUAGACGCCAAGCCAAAAUGGUUGUUGCAGCUUGAUAAUACUAGGAAACAUCUUCCAAUAUCACCCAUUUACAAAGAAAAUAUAUCCUGUCCAGUGAAAUUAUAUAAAAAUGACUGCUGAAGUUGAACAACCACAAACAUUAACAUCUCCAACUGAGGAAACAAAAAAAGAAGACCCAGCUGCUGUGACAGCAACCUCAGGAACAGAAAGUGACAGUGAUGAUGAAGAUGUUCCAGAAUUAGAGGAGGCCGAUGACACCCCUGCACACCCAGCAGAUGCAUUUGCUGCAGCAGGAAUACAAGAAGAACCUGUCAGUAAAGCUCGCCAAAGUAGAAGCGAAAAAAAAUCGAGGAAGGCUAUGUCACGUUUAGGGCUAAAAGCUAUAUCCGGUGUGACUAGAGUGACAAUUCGAAAAUCAAAAAAUAUAUUAUUUGUUAUAAAUAAACCAGAUGUAUAUAAAAGUCCUGCUGGCGAUACACACAUAGUGUUCGGGGAAGCUAAAAUUGAAGAUCUCAGUCAACAAGCACAAGUGCAGGCUGCUGAGAAAUUUCGAGCACCUGAACCUGUACAUCAAUCAACUAUAUCUGAAUCAAAGGCUGAACCUGCAGAAGCAGAAGAAGACGACGAUGAGGAAGUUGACUCCACAGGAAUUGAAGACAAAGAUAUUGAACUCGUUUGUCAACAGACUAGCGUUUCGAAAAAGCGAGCGAUCAAGGCACUUCGUGCAAACGAUAAUGACAUUGUCAAUGCUAUUAUGGAAUUGACUAUGUAAAUAUUGGAGAAAAGAAAACAUCCAUCGUUUUGGGGCAAGUGGCUAGCUGCACAUCUUGCUUUUUAAUUCAUUUUUGUAUUUAUUUUAUACAAUUCAAAACUGAUCAGUCCAUCUUGUUUGGUGUCUUUCUUGAAAAGCUUGCUCCUGAGGCGCCGGGAUUGUACGAUAUGUAGUAUUGGCGUUUCGAUAUAAAUAGAUUUCUUAUUUGUAAA